AUGGGACUCGAACCCACAAUCUCCCGCUCCGGAGGUAGUCAAUCAGCACCAAAACUGAUUUUUAACAGCUUUCUUCUUCUAUUUCAGCAUUUUCAACGGCUACGUACCAUGGUUUUGAGUUCAUAUUUCGACUGCCAAACUGAUGUGCCAAUGUAUGAAAUAAAAACAGUUGAAGCUGAGAGUGAGACUCAGCUUGCUGCUGCAGAUGGUCUUGAAUGCUACUGGAAUGCAUUUGAGCUGCCUUGUACUUUUCCUGCUUCUUACCUUGACCCUCAAAACUACACUUCAUUACUGCCAUUAUAUUCCAUUCCACCUGAAGUCAUCCCAUAUGAAACUUUGAGCUCCUACCCAUGCCCCAAACGUCAUAAACUCAUUGAAGACCAUUACUGCUCAGACUUGAUGCCUGGUGUCUUUGAUGGGGUUGCUGUAAGUCCAUGUCCACUGCUUGAAGAUCAUCAGAUUAACUUGGAAGGAAUGAAAACAGUGGGAAACUGCAACAAGAUUAGCGAGGAAAAGUGUGUGACAGUGCAAAGCAUAGCGGCAAGAGAGAGGAGGAGGAAGAUUACUAAAAAGACUCAAGAGCUAGGGAAGCUUGUGCCUGGGGGGAGUAAGAUGAACACUGCUGAAAUGCUUCAAUCUGCAUUCAAAUAUAUCAAGUAUUUGCAAGCCCAAGUUGGAACCCUUCAAGUUAUGGACUCCUUUCCGGAAAAUGAGAAGAGGAGUUGGGACGGGAAAAUGGAAAUGGUAACAAGUCCCAAGGUACAGGAGAAGCUUUACAUGGAAGAUAAGUGCUUGGUAGCAAAGGAUGCGGUUCUCUCUUUGACAACCCUUUUUAAACCUCCACUCUCUCAUGAACUCACUCGCCUUUUAUCUUUACCUUCCAAUGACUGA
Molecule: messenger RNA, 891 nt
Organism: Gossypium raimondii (Peruvian cotton)
Lineage: Eukaryota; Viridiplantae; Streptophyta; Magnoliopsida; Malvales; Malvaceae
Product: transcription factor bHLH53
Exons: 4
Coding region: 1-891 (296 amino acids)
Biological process (GO): regulation of DNA-templated transcription
Molecular function (GO): DNA-binding transcription factor activity; protein dimerization activity
Source: RefSeq, a predicted model, not a curated record